Molecule: messenger RNA, 5052 nt
Organism: Zophobas morio
Lineage: Eukaryota; Metazoa; Arthropoda; Insecta; Coleoptera; Tenebrionidae
Product: glycine N-acyltransferase
Exons: 5
Coding region: 221-1129 (302 amino acids)
Molecular function (GO): acyltransferase activity, transferring groups other than amino-acyl groups
Source: RefSeq, a predicted model, not a curated record
UCCUGUGUGAGGGCAGCUGCAGUACAAGGGGAGCGCUCGGGGGCUGCAGACCUCUCCGCACCCUGCGAGUCGAUCAAUGUGCUUUUCCUCCUAUCACUCGUUUGCAAAUAACUCCGUCACACGAGACACUAAUUCAUUUACUCAACAUUCGGGUUUGUAGUUGAAAUCAGCUUAUUAAGAUCGAAGAAGACUUUUUUAUAUUGCUCGUCUUAAACGAGCAAUGGAAGAAGUAUUGUCAGAGGGGAAGAAUUUCAGAUUACUUGAAGACUCUGAACUGCCAGACAUAAUUGAAUUUAUUGGACAAUUUUUACCUCAUUCAAUUAAGUUUCAUCAAACACUGAAGACUUAUCUCAACGAUCGAGUUUGGGAUUUUCAUUUCUACGUGACGAAAACCUGGCCUGAUCAGCCCGUGAUCCUCCACUUUCCUGGCAUGACAAGCACGCCCAACGGGAAGAUAUACGAAAGCUUCAGUGUCUUCUGCCCUUGUGAUCAACUGGAAUAUUUGGAAUUGUUGAGAGAAGAAGAUGUGUUAAUAGACUGGACACAACCAAUUUAUCUAAACUUUACCCACGCUAACAUUAUGAAUAAAAUCGAAGAGUUUUACAGUGAUAUAGGAACAAUCGAAAAACAAUAUGGAGAUAUCUACGCUAUAAGCGAACUCACCAAGGAGGAUGAUAGUAUAAAUGUGGUAUUCGCAGAGGAUGCGGAGAUGCUGCAGUUAACUCCCGAGCAUGCUCAAACCAUCCACGACCUAUACCCGGCAAACCACAUGGAAUGCGUGGAGAUUUUCGAAAAACUAAUUAAAAAACUACCUUGCUACGGUGUCUUUUCAGCUUCAGGUGAAUUAGCAGCAUGGAUGGUUCAAUCUUAUUAUGGAGCCAUGUUUUCAAUGCAAACGCGACCUGAAUACAGAAGGAAAGGCUACGGCCUGAUCCUCGCCAAGUACCUGACAAAAGUGGUGACGGAAAGAGGAUACCUUCCUUUCGUCGUCAUCCGUCCUGAAAACGAUGCAUCAAAGGCUCUGUAUUCUAAGUUAGGUUUCAAAAAACAUUUCGAAACUGUUAGAGCGAUCUUACGCCCACACGAAAGGGCAAAUGAUGAACAAGGCGGAGGGACGAACAGCCAGUAAAUAAUUGUAAUAGUAAUGUUGGUCAUAGGCUGCUGACGCACAUGUUUAAGCUAGCAGCUUACAACCGUUGACACACAAACAGCUUGGGUUUUUUCUGACAACUAUAAAUUUUGAAUACUAUUCGUUUACCCACAAGUCUAACCGUAAUCGAAAUGUUGCUAGUGUCUUGUCUCGUCAAAGCAUUAGCGCGUGCAAGAAGAGAGAGUAUUUUGUAAAUUUUUAUUCAGAAGCAAAACGUUUCUAUUUACUGUCUUGGCGAUGACGAAAUUGUAAGUAUUUUUUAGAAUGCACAAUGAAGAAAACUACUUCGUAAAUCAAGGUUUAAACAAACCAAAAACAAUGAGUUCGACCACAGAAAUAAAAAAUAAUAGCUACUGGAGCCUUUGAUACGUAUCGUCAAAAUAGUAAUCCCAAUAGUGUCAAGUCAAUAUCGAGGAAAUGGGUAAAAGCUCAAACCAAAAAGUUUGACGUUUAAAAGGGACCGUAGCUAAACUUGUUUAGACGAUUUUUAUUUUUGAUGAUACGUUAGAUUAUGCAGUGUGAUUUAAAUGUUUGUCAAGUUGGUUUUGAAUUUUCAGCGUAGUUGCUGAUGAUGGAAUUGACUAGUUACAAAUCUGCCAAGUGCCAAAUUUAUCCGGCGCAAAAUAUUUACAGUCUAGAGUCUUGACAGGCAAACAUUUAUAAUCACUCAGUAGAAGAUAUAGUUAAUCUAAACUAUCACUUCCAAUUAUAAUGCUUGUUGAUUUGCGUUUAAACUGCCAUUAUAAAAUUUACUUUUACAACAAGUGUUAUAAAUCGGGCCUGACACCACACAGUUUGAUGUCAAGUACCUAGAUUGGAAAAUUUUUGUGGUCAAUGAAAAUCUUUGUAAAUUCGAUUAGUUCUAAAUUAGGUGAAAUUUAUCUAGUAUAAAAAAUUCUUCCAAAUUAUUCAUUGUGCAGAACAGAUGACGGUUGGCACAUUUACACAAAUUAAAUUUGUUCAAAACACAGCAACGAUCUUUAGUAUUUUAAUACAUUUCAGAUGCUAUUGUAUGCAACAAUUUUUAGAGCCCAUCAAUAUCAACUCUGGCGAAAUGUGGAAAUUUCAAAACAGUGAACAACUGAGUGUACAAGAGAAUCAUGUACCAAUAUAUCGUAAUUUAAUCUACAUACAUAUCUAAACUUGGUAGAAAAAGUUUGAAGCCAAAAUUUGAUAACAUUUUAUAUGAUAAUAAAUUUAAAUUAGUUUUAUGAGUAAUUUGGUCCUCUCUUGCGAUAAAUAAAAAAGGAAAUUGUUCAGAUAUGUUAACAGUUUUGACUUAAGCCUCUAAACGUUACAUAAAACUAACUAGAAAAUCUAAUUCGUCAUUUACAAACUUAACAAAGUAACGAAAUUUGUAAAAUUUGCAAAAAUUAUUCAAGCAAAAAUAUCUUUGACGACAAAAUUAUCUUUACAAGCAAAAAUUUCGAAAAUAAUAUUCGUCAUCAAACGUGACACUAUUUUUAGUUUAAAUAAUUUGAAAUCAAAAAGUGGUAAAAUGCAUUUUUUUUCAAAAAAUGUAAGUACAGUUUGUGAAAAAUAAAAAUUUUAAUUAAUUUGAAAAGAAAAUGCCAAAUCCAGAGGUAGACAUCUACUUAACAGUAUUUGAGAUUUCCACAUUUCCAAUAUCAUACUCAUGUUUGCAGAUGUUGCAAACCCAUCUCAACAUAACUUAAAAUUAACAUUGUCUUAAACUAGGUCCAUCUAUGAUAUCUUGCACCCAGUUGCUUCAAAACUUGCCUAAAACAAUUUUUGAAACUCUUCACUACACAAUUCCUCUAAUUGAUAGGUUUAAAAGUUGUUUCAGUAACAAUGUACAUCAACACCUGUUUGUUUUUGUGUCGUUUAGAGUUAUUUUCCGUUUAAACGUUUAAGCGUUUAAAAGAGACGAACAUUAUUCAUUAUUCAGUCGUUUCAUCCAAAGACAUAGGUACACUUUAUGUAGAUUUAUUUGAAACAAAGGUCCGCAGUGUUCUACUAAUUCAACUGUAAGGGUUAUAACUGAUAUUCUGAUGUUAAUUUGACUGAAUAAAGAAUCGGAGUCGCUCAUUUAAAUAAAAGAUCCUUCCUCAGAAAGGCUGUGCUAUUCAUAACUCAAGCGUGAUGAGUAUAGUUAAAGAAACUGUAUCUAAAUUUUUCAAAUUUUGGUUCUUGAUUAUGGUAUUAAAUCGAUGCCGCUGAUGUGUACAUGUGACCGAAGAAAGUCACUAAGGUUACAAACCAUUCCGGCUGUUGGCAUUAGUGAUUUCAAAAUCACAUAGCAACAAUAAGUAUUAUCCAAAAAUGUGUUGAUUUUGAAAAAUGCAAAGUAACCAAGACUUGAUUGGUAAACACAUCCCGUUAUUGUUAUUUUGUAUAGUAAACUACUGGUGUUAGAAGUUUUGGCCCACCGUGAAUUUCUUGUAACGUAUUUUUUGAAAAUUCAUUAAUUCACACAAGUGGAAGAAAUCCACUCUGUACUCAAAAUAACGAGAAACUCAAAAUACACAAAAGCCACUAUUAACAAAGUAAGAAUAAUAAUAAUAAAUGAUAUUUCCAAUUUUCCGAUGUAACAUUUGCCUUAUGUAACCACGAAAACAUUGUAAAUAUUCUGUCCUUCAGUUGCUCGUUAUAUUGAAUACAGUCUAAUAUUUAAUAUACUCUUCAGGAGAUUGGUGAUCAGUGUUAGAAAAGGUGUGGCAGUUGAAAUGAAAAGAAAAACUAAUUGGUGAAACAUGCCUCACACUGAUUUUAACAUUAUGUAAAUAUUUUUAAAAGGUGUGCAAAGCUUUGUUUCCUUAGAAAUAUUUUAACUUUGGUUUUCCUCAUUUCAGUUUGUCACAUCGUAGACCUAAGUAUUUUCAGUUUGUUUGCCAACUCAAUCAGGCCAUAGGUAGAAGAUAUACUUUUAUCUCUAGAUCUACCUUGCAAUUCAAGUAGUAACGAACACAAAAACAACAUGGUCAUAACUUUAGAAACAGAUAUUUUGUAAUAAUCUGCAUGUGCGUCGAAGAACGACGAUCUUAUGAAGAAUAACAACUUCUUGUAUAGUUAUAUAAAAGCGUAAUAUUGCUCAAAUACUUCAUCUUAGUAUAAAUAUGACACCAAAGAAGGACAUGACCGUAACUUCUGGAAAGCAACAAAUUACGUGAAUUGUGUACACAGUAGCGAUUACUUGCGGAGUAACUAAAUCUUAAACACUGUGAUUAAAGAAUAAAGACUGAAAUGAGGAACUAUUAUAUGUGUGGGAUAUUAGAUUAGAUCUGGUUAUAUUUUAGUAAAAAACAAAUUUCCCUGAAGGUUACGGCCAUGUCACGUUAUUAGCAGGUUAUUUCGACGCACAUGUGGACACCAUGGAUCGUUUAGUGCUUUAAAUCCACCAUAUCUAAUUUUUUAUAGGAUGGUGUAAAAAUUUAGAAAUGAAAUCUUAAGGCGAUUGUAAGCCGGCUGAUUAGCUUCCUGUUGUUAGUUUUAACCCUUAAAACUUUCAACAAGAUGGUGCAUACCAGCCAUUGUGAUAUUUAAUUGUAGAUACAGCAUAAAAAUAAGCUUUGAUUAUACGCUCUAGAGUAUAGUCAAAGAAGUACUAAAAUUAUAAAAACUGAAGAAAAUAAAAGCGUUGCCUAUAUCUUUUUGAAUUACCGCGGCAAAGUGCGCUUGUUGCCCAGUUGAAAACUUAUUCUCUUUAUGAAAAACCAGAUUGGCGUUGACAGUUUUUAAUAUACCUAAUAUAUUAUAAGUACCAUAUUUCCACUCAUUUUAUGUGUAAUACUAGGCCUAUAGACGAUAGAAAUACACAUAAAUUAGAAACGACCAAGUAUGAUGUGGAAUUGCCUUAAUGUCUGUCGUAAAGGGGCAUUUGGGCAACUCAUCAUCGACUAUAUUUUACUUCGUCAAAAGAAAAAUAAAAACUUCAAAAGUAA